UUGCCUCUCAUGGUUAUCAUCCACAAGUCUUGGUGUGGAGCUUGCAAAGCUUUAAAGCCAAAGUUUGCUGAAUCCAAGGAGAUCUCUGAACUUGCCCACAAUUUUGUUAUGGUCAACCUUGAGGAUGAUGAAGAGCCAAAGGAUGAAGCCUUUAGUCCUGAUGGAGGUUACAUUCCCAGGAUCCUUUUCAUGGACCCCAGUGGAAAAGUCCACCCAGAAAUCAUAAAUGAGAAAGGAAACCCCAGCUACAAGUAUUUCUAUACCAAUGCUGAUCAAGUUGUCCAAGGGAUGAAGGUGGCCCAGGAGAAGCUAACAGGUGAUGCUUUCAAACAAAAACACCUGGGAGAUGAACUAUAAUGACUACACUGAAUGAUGCUUUUCCGUAACGUCAAAACUCUAAAAGGAAAUGAUUAAACAGACCAAGAAUGUAGAUGCACUGGAGGGACAUAAUUCUCCUGUCAACAAUGUUAGGUUAAACCCUGUUUGGAGUUCACACACACACAUCAAUUACAGUGUUAUCUCCCCCUCUGCCUGGCAGUCCAUACUGUGAUGGUUAUUUGCAACUCGGCAAUACGCAAACACAUCAGUUCCUGUGUUUGAGCAACCACUAAUAUUGGGUGUUAAAAGGGAGGUGUGUAGGGCAAAACAUUAUUUGAGGACAAAGGGUGUGAUUGGAAUAACUUGAUUUAGCCAACAUUUUGAUGCUUAAUCAGGGUUGGAUCCCUCUUUUCUCACUGGUAUUAUGUGAUCCCAUUGUUUUUACUGGGGAUUCCUGUGAAUGGGGCAUGUUCCUGGGCCAGGUGUUUUCUACACAUCCCAAACCAUGAAUUCUGCCACUAAGCCAAUUAGAAUCAGUUUUAUGAAUGUUGAAGUAGCAUGUGAAAUUAUUAGCUCUGCAAACAUAUUUUUGUGUAGAACUGUGUGUGAUUCAUCUUUAUUUGCCUCUGGGCAGAAAUUUGACUUUUUCCUUGUGCACUCACCUUUUGAUUGUUUCAUCAAGUGAGGGUGGGUUAUGUUGAACCUUUAUGGGGUUCCCCCUUUUAUUCUUUGAAUGUUUUUUGGCGAAUGCCUUGCCAUCACAUUGUACUGUAUUUUUGUACCAGGGUGAAAAUUAAAUCUUUUUAAACAUAAA
Mesitornis unicolor (brown roatelo) is the source of this 1132-nucleotide messenger RNA. It is a transcript of the gene TXNDC12, whose product is annotated as thioredoxin domain containing 12 (endoplasmic reticulum). Gene Ontology annotation, cellular component: endoplasmic reticulum. The transcript is spliced from 5 exons. NCBI's taxonomy places the organism in Eukaryota, Metazoa, Chordata, Aves, Mesitornithiformes, Mesitornithidae. The coding region runs from base 10 to 357 and encodes 115 amino acids. The record is from RefSeq and is a predicted model, not a curated record.